AUGCUGAGAGUCCGGAAAAAGGGUUACUUUGGGAUUUGGUCAUUCCCUUUAAUAAUAGCCGUGGUGUGUGCACAGAGUGUAAAUGACCCUAGUAAUAUGUCACUGGUAAAAGAGACCGUGGAUAGGCUGCUGAAGGGCUAUGACAUUCGCUUGAGGCCAGAUUUUGGAGGUCCCCCAGUGGCUGUUGGCAUGAACAUAGACAUUGCCAGUAUAGAUAUGGUCUCAGAAGUCAAUAUGGACUAUACCCUGACAAUGUACUUUCAGCAAGCGUGGAGGGAUAAGAGGCUGUCAUAUAAUGUAAUACCUCUAAACCUUACUCUGGACAACAGAGUAGCUGAUCAGCUGUGGGUUCCUGAUACCUAUUUUCUGAAUGACAAGAAGUCAUUUGUACAUGGUGUCACUGUGAAGAACAGAAUGAUCCGUUUGCAUCCAGAUGGGACAGUCCUUUACGGACUCAGAAUUACAACAACAGCUGCUUGUAUGAUGGACCUACGGAGAUAUCCGCUGGAUGAGCAGAACUGCACACUGGAGAUUGAGAGCUAUGGCUAUACAACAGAUGAUAUUGAAUUUUACUGGCGUGGGGGUGAUAAUGCAGUCACAGGAGUGACAAAGAUUGAACUGCCACAGUUCUCCAUUGUAGACUACAAGCUUAUCACCAAGAAUGUUGUUUUCUCUACAGGUGCCUACCCAAGGCUGUCUCUCAGCUUUAAACUUAAGAGAAACAUUGGUUACUUCAUUCUGCAGACCUACAUGCCUUCUAUUCUGAUCACUAUCCUGUCCUGGGUUUCCUUCUGGAUUAAUUAUGACGCUUCAGCUGCAAGAGUUGCUUUAGGAAUCACAACUGUGCUCACAAUGACAACAAUUAACACCCAUCUUCGAGAGACUCUUCCCAAAAUUCCAUAUGUGAAAGCCAUUGACAUGUACCUCAUGGGAUGUUUUGUCUUCGUUUUCAUGGCUCUGCUGGAGUAUGCAUUGGUCAACUACAUCUUCUUUGGCAGGGGACCUCAGCGUCAAAAGAAAGCGGCAGAAAAAGCUGCCAGUGCCAACAAUGAGAAGUUGCGAAUGGAUGUCAAUAAGGACAGAAGAAUAAUUGGCACAUAUCAUUGUCCAGAAAUGUAUUCAACAAAGAUGGAUCCACAUGAAAAUAUUUUGUUGAGCACACUUGAAAUUAAAAACGAGAUGGCUGCUUCCGAGGCUGUUAUGGGGCUUGGGGACCCUAGAAGCACUAUGCUGGCCUAUGACGCUUCAAGCAUCCAGUACCGGAAAGCUGGCUUACCCAGGCACAGCUUUGGUCGCAACGCCCUGGAGCGGCAUGUGGCACAGAAGAAAAGUAGGCUACGGAGACGUGCAUCUCAACUGAAAAUUACCAUUCCUGACUUGACUGAUGUAAAUGCCAUAGAUCGAUGGUCGCGCAUAUUCUUCCCUGUUGUUUUUUCCUUCUUCAAUAUUGUCUAUUGGCUUUACUAUGUGAACUAA
Molecule: messenger RNA, 1476 nt
Organism: Gavia stellata (red-throated loon)
Lineage: Eukaryota; Metazoa; Chordata; Aves; Gaviiformes; Gaviidae
Gene: GABRB2
Product: gamma-aminobutyric acid type A receptor subunit beta2
Exons: 10
Coding region: 1-1476 (491 amino acids)
Biological process (GO): chemical synaptic transmission; monoatomic ion transmembrane transport; signal transduction
Cellular component (GO): neuron projection; GABA-A receptor complex; membrane
Molecular function (GO): GABA-A receptor activity; neurotransmitter receptor activity; extracellular ligand-gated monoatomic ion channel activity
Source: RefSeq, a predicted model, not a curated record